AUGUCAAAAGGUAGAAGAGUUAGAAAUAAAAAAGAUAAUAAAAGGAAACAUGAUACAGAGAAAAAUGAAAAGGAGAAAUGCGAUGAAAACAAUGAAAUUAAAAUAAUAACAAUAGCACAGUCUGUUGUAGAAGAAAAUUUUAAUAAUUUAUUUCGAACUGAUGAACUGAAUGAACUAAAGAAAAUUUUAAAUACACAAGAUUUGAGUGAAAUACCUUUAUUAAUUGGUGCAGUAGUUUUGGGAAAAUUUGAUUUAGUUAAGAAAUUAUUGAAAGACGGGCAUAAAAUCAAUGAUACUGAUUCUAAUUUCACCACACCUAUUGUAUGGGCGAUAAAAACUAAAAAUUUAGAAAUGACUGAUAUGUUAUUAGCACGCGGAGCUGAUGUAACAAUAGCGGAUAAGAAUGGAGACAAUGGAAUUUUGCUUGCCAUUGAUAGUGUUAUGUGGGAUGAACAGGCUUUCAUUAAUUUUUGGAAUGGCAUUAAAAAUAGACAUUUUGAUAUAAAUUAUGGGAAUAAAGCAGGCAAUACAAUUUUACACUUCGCUGUUAAGAGGCAAUGGCCGAAAUUGGUUGAAUUAUUAAUUGAUAGUAAGGUAAAUGUAAAUGCAAAGAAUACAAAAGGAGUAACAGCAUUAAUGAUGGCUGGUGCAAGAAAUAAUGCUUUGUUAAUCGAAAUACUUCUACGAGGACAAGCAAAUAUUGCACAUGAAGACGAUCGUGGAUGUACUGCAUUAUGUUACACAAUUGCUUAUAUUAUUCAGAAACGUAUUGACCCACCACAAUCGAAAGCGUUAGAAAAAUUGAUAUCAAUAAUAAACAAUAAUGAUACGGAUUUAACGCCCGAAGAGUAUUUACGACGUCGUGUUAAAUUAAUUUUAACACCAAUUGGCAAUGAAAAAUUUGCAUUUCCACAUGUUAUAUCGACAAUUAUUUUACCUGUAUUUACAUUUUUUAUUAGACAUACACAAAUUGGACUAGAAAUUCUUCUGUUGGAAUUGAAUAUAUUUUCAAAAUUACGUGAAGCACUAGAGAAACAUAUACAUUUUCCCGACUAUGUUAACGUAAUUUUAGCAUGUACAUUUGAAUUGGUGCGUUUUUGCCAAUGUUGUGUUGGGGCUGGUGGACUUGUAAAUAUAUCAGAAAAAAGUCUGAUGGACAUUUUUGUGACAAGUGGUGGUGCUGAUAUGUGUUUAUAUGUAUUGAAAAGAUUUCAAAAAGUUCCAAAUAAUGGAUUGAUUGUGGUUUCAGCUUUAAUGCCAAUCUUUAUGGCGUGUCUAUCAGAAGGAAAACCUCAAUUAUGGUUACAAAUGCAUUAUUUUACAAUUUUACCAUUUUAUCAACAGUUUUUGGAAAUGUGUGUUGUUUCGUUCAAUUUUAUUGCAGACGAUUAUCAUAUUAAACUUGUAAAACGUAAAGUAAGGGCGUUUCGAACAUUAAUGAUUAAACUACAGAACGAUGAAAACAUGUUAGAUAAAAAAUCCAUCCAAAAAUAUGAGCUAUCCAAACACUACAUCGAUGUAGUACCCGCGAGAAAAACAAAAAAUAAUUCAGAUGAAAUACGUAUACAAGAGCAUGAAGUGAAAGAAAUGACACCUGAAAAUGAUACCCAACGCAAACUAGUAACAUUGGAUGAAUUCCUUUCAAUUCAAGAUACUCAAAAAGCAAUUGAGUGUAAAUCAAAUAGUAAACGUAUGAAACGUAAAACGAAAGCAUGGAAAGCUAAAAUAGCAAAAAUUCGUAGUGCUGAUGUGGCAGAACGUGUUAUUUCAAAACCAGAUUUAAUGCAGAACAGUUUGAUUAUGGAUAUGAAAAAGUCUGAAGAUUUAUCUAAAAGUGAUCCACAAAAAACAAAUUUAAAAACUCAAAAUGCAGAUACUUCUUCUAAUUGGAACAAAAAAGGUAACGCAAGAAAAUAUGAGCCUGGGAGAGAUUUUGAAGAAGUUGUUAGCGAUGCCGAAAGUGAAGAGCGCCAAAUGAAUACAAAUAAUGUAGAUGUUAUUAUGAAUAAUAUUCAAGUAUUGUCGGAGUACAAUGUUUAUUUUAAUGAUGUCGAAACUACUGUUGCAUCAAAAAUUCAAUGUUUAACAUUUUUAUUUGAAGAUAUUGUAGCACGUUAUGAACGUAAUUGGCAAAUAGAUAGAGAACUUGGUUAUCCAGAUUAUCAACCUAGUCAAACAACGUCUGGUGAUAGCUCUGAGACAAUAAGGAAUCGUGAAGAACAAAUACAAAAUUUAAGUGAAAUAUUAUCACAACUAGAAGCUGUAUAUUUGGCUAGAUUACGAGAAAAAUUUAUAGAAGUUUUAACACGCAUCAAACAAUUAGCAUAUUAUCGUGAUAUACGAUGUCAAAAAUUAAUUGAACAAUUGCAGGUAAUAUUACUAAAUCAUGAAAUACGUGGCGAAACCUUAUUAAAAUGUGGCUUGGCAUCAAAAAAUUACAAUGAGAACGUUGAAAACAAUAAUUGGAAUAAAAAUUAUACGGAGAAUGUCAUCAAAGAUAAGUAUGCGAAACAAAUUAUGAACGCCCCAAAAGUACGUAAGGAGGAUGUUGAUGCAAUCAAACAAAAAACUGAAGAAUUCGCGUAUCAUUUAAUCGAUUCAGUUGAACGAUUAUUAGAAGAUUCAAGUACAUCAGUUAGUAGCAAGGAUGAUGCAUCUGAAUGUGAACAACCAUUUGAUGAACUGUUCCCUUAUUCGGCGGAAUCUUUAAAAGAUGAUCCACGCCAGACGAAUAGUAAACAUAACAAGCAAUAUAAUGAAGAAACUAUCAAUAACAUGGAACAAUCCAAAUUGAAAAGUCAUGAUGUUUGUGCUAACAGUUUUUUUAAUAUUUUAUCAAAUAGUAAAGCAAGACGAUCUAAAUCAACAGAAGAAACUAGUGAUACUUUUCCUAAUAAUAAUAAUAAUAAUAACACUAACAAUAAUAAUGUUACUACAGCAGUUGUGAAUUAUAAUAAAUACCAAACACCAGGCAUACCAUCCCAAACAAGUAACAUAUUUUGGAAGAAAUCGCAAAUGCCGAUUCCAAUACCUGGCCAGCAAUCUUAUAUAAGUCGAUGGGAUGUAUCAAUAACAAAUCUUCGUAAUUACAAAAAUUUAAGUAUACUUGCAUGCGGUGAAUUAAGAACCAGUCCAAAGAAUGCCCGAUUACAUUUCAUGGUAUCAUCGGGUGGUAAUUUCGGGGAUGUUGAAUUAGGUUUGGAUAUACAUUGCCGUGCAUUAGCUGUAAAACGUAUACCCAAACAAAAUAAUGUUGUAUGUAAAAUUUUAAAAACUGCAAUGAACCCAUUGUUGGGUUUACGUCACAAACAUUUGUUGCAUUAUGCCGUUUGCGAUUACGAUGAAACACAAUUGUUGAUUGCGUCACCAUUAUGUGAAUAUAAUAUGGGUGAAUAUUUAAUGUGCUUAAAAUUGAAUCAUAGUCUUGUGAAUACAGCAACGAGUUUAGCACGACAAAUGUUAAUCGGUUUACGAUAUUUACAUGAACGCACUUUACCAAUUGUUCAUGGUAAUUUAAAACCAUCGAAUGUUUUAAUCGAUUCAGGUGGUAUACUUAAACUUGCUGAAUUUGGUGUGUAUCGUGCAUUGUACCAAACUGUGCGACCACCAAAAUCAUCAAUUAUUUGGUUUGCACGGGAAACAUAUGAACAUUAUGAGAAAACUUCAAUUAUGUCUUGUACUACAUAUUCUGAUAUUCAAGUUGCUGGCAUGCUGUUACAUUUUAUUUUAACUGGAGGUUUACAUCCAUUUGGUAUCGUUGCUGAAGAUAUCCUUGAGAAUAUCGUACGGGGUACACCCGAUUUGAAAACUGUUGAAUGUGAAUUGGUUGAUCUUGUAUCAUGGAUGUUAAUUUAUGAGCCAUCAGAACGACCAACAGUAUCACAAGUAUUAUCACAUGUUUAUUUUUGGGAUUCCGAAAGAAAAUGGAGAUUUUUAUUGGCUUGCGCAGGCAUUACUCAACAUGGGUCACCAAUACCUGUAUCAUUAAAUCAUUUACAUUCAACGUUAGAUGCUUCAGCUGCUCGUGAUCAUAUCAAAGGUGAUUGGGUAUCGGUGGUUAAGGCAAAAUUUCCGGGCAUGAGACUACCUGAGGCAACAUUUUCUGAUACACCAACAGGUUUGUUAAGAUUUUUAAGAGCGUGUACAGAAGAACGACAACUGAACAAUCGAUCACUAGGUGGAAUUGAUUUACAAUCAUUUUUCAUUGAAGCUUUUCCUGCUUUACCGUUAUCACUUUUCAGGUUACUCGAAACUUCAGAAUGGCUAAAACAUCCAGUAUUUUCACCAUUUACAAUAGCUACAAGUUAA
Molecule: messenger RNA, 4308 nt
Organism: Chrysoperla carnea
Lineage: Eukaryota; Metazoa; Arthropoda; Insecta; Neuroptera; Chrysopidae
Exons: 11
Coding region: 1-4308 (1435 amino acids)
Biological process (GO): intrinsic apoptotic signaling pathway in response to endoplasmic reticulum stress; IRE1-mediated unfolded protein response; protein phosphorylation
Cellular component (GO): IRE1-TRAF2-ASK1 complex
Molecular function (GO): protein serine/threonine kinase activity; RNA endonuclease activity; ATP binding
Source: RefSeq, a predicted model, not a curated record